This is a messenger RNA of Selaginella moellendorffii, 674 nucleotides long. Its product is annotated as DNA-binding protein DDB_G0278111. The coding region runs from base 111 to 491 and encodes 126 amino acids. The record is from RefSeq and is a predicted model, not a curated record. The transcript is spliced from 7 exons. Gene Ontology annotation, molecular function: DNA binding. Gene Ontology annotation, cellular component: cytosol; nucleus. Lineage: Eukaryota; Viridiplantae; Streptophyta; Lycopodiopsida; Selaginellales; Selaginellaceae.
AUGCAUCCGACGGCUCUAGCGCGCUCUACUUAAAUAGUGCUCACUUCUUAGGUAGCUUGUAAAAACUCCUGCGUUGGAGCGGGGUUGGAGUUGUUCGUGGUUUUGCAGCAAUGGACGAUCCGGAGCUGGAGGCGAUCAAGAGGAAGAGGAUGCAAGAGUUAAUGGCCCAGAGAGGAGGAGGCCAACAAUCCGCGGAGCAGCAGGAAGCUCAAGAGGAGCAAAAGAGAGAAGCAGCCGAGCGGAGACAAAUGAUGCUAGCUCGAGUGCUUCUCCCAGAGGCUCGCGAACGACUUUCGCGAAUUGCACUCGUCAAGCCGGAGAAGGCAAAAGGCGUGGAGGACUUGAUUCUUCACAGCGCUCAGCGGGGCCAGAUCACCGAGAAGGUUUCCGAGGAGAGACUCAUCCAACUGCUGGAGCAAAUCAACGAGCAAACUAAGAAAACAACCAAAGUCACUAUACAACGACGCAGGAACGUGUUGGAUGACGACUGAAAAUUAAAACUAUCAUCUAGGUAGGACUGUGAAAAACCAACGAGGGUAAUCUCUCUCUGCGGCCUGGGCGGAACUUUAAUUGCCCCAUUCCUCGUCUCUCAUCAAACUCUCAGCAUUCCAUUGUGACGACGAUUGGACGAAAGAAAUGUUAGUGACCACCUGCGCGCGUUGCGUGAUGGAUUA